AUGGCUUCUAGACGCACGGCAUCCGUUCUCCGCAACUUGUCAUCCCACGAAGAGCGCAGCCAUGAGUCUGUCCGUAAACAGCCGGAGGCAAAGCCGGCGCAGUUCAGAAACGCGCCUAGGAUCGAUUCAAAGAAUAGCUGUGAUUCACGCCAACGGCCCCAACGACGUCCGAACGGCAUGCUACAAAACGCUCAGCGCCAGGAACCCGAGGCACGACACAGGCGACAGAGACCAGUCAUUCACGAUUCUGAGGAUCAUGAUCAUGAUAAUAGUGACAGAGAUAGCCUUAGUGACCAGCAGGCAAAGCAGCGAAGUCUAAGUGAGCGACAAGCUAUCAUGAUCACGCCUGGGCCGGCUUCUAAGAAUCUCUGGGGGCCAGCCUAUAACAGUCGGCCUAGUCACCCUACGCCCUACAAUAGCAGGCCUUCCGCCAUCACUCCGUUUGUCAGACCUCCUACUGCCGGUCUCCAGACACCCAGCCAGAGCAGGGAAAUGCCCCAGCCUAGCAGUCGACAAAACUUAUACCCUCCUCUCUACAAUGAGUGGGACAAUAACAUACCUUCUGCCGAACACCCAAUCAGGAUCGUAGGACACGAAAUUCACGCAGGCUGCGACAUUCCGCGUCCCAGCAUCGGAGAAUAUCAGAUCUGA
Parastagonospora nodorum SN15 is the source of this 651-nucleotide messenger RNA. RefSeq lists its product as hypothetical. The coding region runs from base 1 to 651 and encodes 216 amino acids. The record is from RefSeq and is a predicted model, not a curated record. NCBI's taxonomy places the organism in Eukaryota, Fungi, Ascomycota, Dothideomycetes, Pleosporales, Phaeosphaeriaceae. The transcript is spliced from 2 exons.